GAUAUGUAUCAUUAAUCGAAAAAGGCGUCGUCGCUUUAUCGUAAACGAGACUCAAUAAAUUUUUUGAAAAUAAGUGAAGUUUUUAUUGAUAAGAUGGGCACGUUAACCGAUUUCGGCCAGAUAGCUUUGAAAUGGGACCCCAAAAAUUUGGAGAUUCGUACAAUGUCAGUUGAAAAGACUUUAGAGCCUCUUGUACUACAAGUUACAACUCUUGUAAAUACUAAGGGUCCGAGCAAAAAGAAAAAAGGAAAAUCAAAACGUGCCAGUGCGUUAGUUGCAGCUGUUGAGAAGGCAACGGAAAAUUUUAUUCAAAAAGGUGAACAGAUUGCCUAUGAGAACCCAGACAUUACACAAGAAAUGCUAACCGCUGUCGAUGAAGUAAAAAAAACUGGAGAUGCUAUGAGCAUUGCAGCCAGAGAAUUUUCUGAAGACCCAUGCAGUUCCUUAAAGCGGGGAAAUAUGGUACGGGCAGCUAGAAAUCUAUUAUCAGCUGUAACCCGUUUGCUAAUUUUAGCUGACAUGGUAGAUGUUCAUUUGCUACUAAAAUCGCUUCAUAUCGUUGAGGACGAUCUAAAUAAACUAAAAAAUGCAUCGAGUCAGGACGAGCUUAUGGAUAAUAUGAGGCAAUUCGGUCGCAAUGCUGGAGAACUUAUAAAGCAAGCUGCCAAACGUCAACAAGAACUUAAGGAUCCUCAGUUGAGGGACGACUUGGCAGCUGCUCGUGCGAUGCUUAAAAAACAUUCAACUAUGCUUUUAACUGCAUCAAAAGUAUAUGUUCGCCAUCCCGAAUUGGAUCUCGCAAAAGUGAAUCGCGAUUUUAUUCUAAAACAAGUUUGUGAUGCUGUCAAUACAAUAAGCGAUGUUGCUCAAGGAAAAUCAUCCCAACCCACAGAUAUUUACAGCGGAGCAGGAGAGUUGGCUGCAGCUUUGGACGAUUUUGAUGAAGGAAUUGUUAUGGAUCCCAUGACAUAUAGCGAGAAGCGUUCACGACAAUUGCUUGAAGAACGCUUAGAGAGUAUCAUUAGUGCAGCUGCAUUAAUGGCGGAUGCAGACUGUACUAGAGACGAACGACGAGAGAGAAUUGUUGCAGAAUGCAAUGCUGUAAGACAAGCUUUACAAGAUUUGCUGUCUGAAUAUAUGUCAAACAUGAGUCAAAAAGAUAACAGCCCUGGACUUACUCGAGCGAUUGAUCAAAUGUGUCGCAAAACUCGAGACCUGCGAAGACAAUUACGAAAAGCUGUUGUUGAUCAUGUUUCGGAUUCAUUUUUGGAGACUACAACUCCUUUGCUGGAUUUAAUAGAAGCUGCCAAGACAGGCAAUGAAAAAAAAGUUCGUGAAAAAGCCGAGAUUUUCACUAAGCACGCUGAAAAACUAGUUGAAGUAGCUAAUCUAGUAUGUAGCAUGUCAAGUAAUGAAGAUGGUGUUAAAAUGGUUCGAUAUGCUGCUGCCCAAAUUGAAAGUCUUUGCCCACAAGUAAUAAAUGCAGCCUCCAUUUUGACUGUACGACCCAAUUCUAAAGUAGCUCAAGAAAAUAUGACUACAUAUCGGCAAGCUUGGGAGGUUCAAGUUCGUAUUUUAACCGAAGCAGUGGAUGAUAUAACAACAAUUGACGACUUUUUGGCAGUAUCCGAGAACCAUAUUCUUGAAGAUGUAAAUAAAUGUGUAAUGGCUUUACAAGUUGGUGAUGCCAGGGAUUUGCGGGCAACUGCUGGAGCUAUUCAGGGCCGCUCCUCACGUGUUUGUAAUGUUGUUGAAGCUGAAAUGGACAAUUAUGAGCCAUGUAUUUAUACAAAGCGAGUGCUAGAAGCAGUUAAAGUUCUUCGAGAGCAAGUUAUGAUGAAAUUUGAUCAACGCGUGGGAGCAGCAGUUGGAUCCCUUUCAAAUAACUCUAAUAAAGAUGUCGACGAAAACGACUUUAUUGAUGCAUCUCGUUUGGUAUACGACGGAGUCCGUGAAAUUCGAAGAGCCGUUCUAAUGAAUCGAAGCUCGGAAGAUCUUGACACUGAUACUGAAUUUGAGCCUGUUGAGGACUUGACCUUGGAAACACGAAGUCGAUCAAGUGCUCAUACUGGCGAUCAAACGGUUGACGAAUAUCCGGACAUAAGUGGCAUAUGUACAGCUAGAGAAGCCAUGCGAAAAAUGACAGAAGAAGAUAAACAAAAAAUUGCUCAACAGGUUGAGUUGUUCCGUAGGGAGAAACUUACCUUUGACUCGGAAGUUGCGAAAUGGGAUGACACUGGAAAUGACAUUAUUUUUCUUGCCAAACAUAUGUGUAUGAUUAUGAUGGAAAUGACCGACUUUACAAGAGGACGGGGACCUUUAAAAACUACUAUGGAUGUUAUCAACGCAGCUAAAAAAAUUUCAGAAGCUGGUACAAAACUGGAUAAACUAACCAGAGAAAUAGCAGAACAAUGCCCAGAAAGCAGCACAAAAAAGGACCUAUUAGCAUAUUUGCAACGUAUUGCCCUUUAUUGUCAUCAAAUCCAAAUAACUUCAAAAGUAAAAGCUGACGUUCAAAACAUAAGUGGUGAACUUAUAGUUUCUGGGCUGGAUAGCGCAACAUCGUUGAUUCAAGCUGCUAAAAAUUUAAUGAAUGCGGUUGUACUAACAGUAAAAUACUCAUAUGUGGCAUCUACAAAAUAUACUAGACAAGGAACAGUAUCUUCUCCAAUUGUGGUGUGGAAAAUGAAAGCUCCGGAGAAGAAACCUUUGGUCAGGCCGGAAAAACCAGAAGAAGUUCGAGCUAAAGUUCGUAAGGGUUCUCAAAAAAAAGUUCAGAACCCCAUACAUGCAUUGUCGGAAUUCCAAAGUCCCGCUGACGCUGUUUAAAAGUAUUUGUCAAUAUCUAUUUAUUACGGUAUAAAUCGUAGCACAGUAAUAUAGCUCAGUAUUGUGUUUUGUUUUUGUGUUCGAAAGCAGCUAUUUAUCCCUAGCUAUUUUAUUAAUGAAAACAUUCAUAAAUUUACAUUAUAACAGAAUAAUAAAAAAUAUUAACAUUC
This is a messenger RNA of Drosophila rhopaloa, 2999 nucleotides long. RefSeq names its product catenin alpha (gene alpha-Cat). The coding region runs from base 94 to 2829 and encodes 911 amino acids. The transcript is spliced from 12 exons. Lineage: Eukaryota; Metazoa; Arthropoda; Insecta; Diptera; Drosophilidae. Gene Ontology annotation, cellular component: catenin complex; actin cytoskeleton; adherens junction. Gene Ontology annotation, molecular function: structural molecule activity; cadherin binding; actin filament binding. Gene Ontology annotation, biological process: cell-cell adhesion; cell migration. The record is from RefSeq and is a predicted model, not a curated record.